AUGGAUCCUAUUCAACCUGCUCCAACUCUUGAUAUCACAACUUUAAAGUUGAAUAGAACGGGUCUUAUCCGUACUAUCAUCACAACAUGUGUCGCCUGUUCUGGUGGUUUGAUGUGGGGUUAUGAUUCGGGUGUUAUCUCUGGUAUUCUCAGUUUAGAAUCAUUCAAGGACCACUUCCAUGUCACAGCUUCUAACUCUAGUGCGGUUUCUUCUAAUGCCGUAUCUCUUCUUCAAGCCGGUGGUUUCUUUGGUGCUCUUUUCAUCUCUCCUGCCUGUCAAAGAUUUGGUAGAAGAUUAUCCAUGAUCUUCGCUGCUAUUGUUUUCCUUUGUGGUGCUGUCAUGCAAAUCGCUGGUACUGGUGGUUUGCCUCUCUUUUACGUUGGUCGUGUUAUUGCUGGUCUUGGUGUUGGUGGUGUCACUUGUUGUGUUCCCACUUAUGUUGCUGAAAUGCUUCCCAAGAAGAUUAGAGGUACUAUGAUGGGUACCUGGCAGUUCUGGAUUGUUACUGGUGUCACUAUCUCGUACUGGACUGAUUAUGGAGUCAAUGAGCGCGUGAAUGAUCCUAACUCACAAUGGCGUAUUCCUUUGGGUGUGCAAAUGAUUCCUGCUGUUUUGCUUAUUUUGGGUACCAUUAUCUUGAAGGAGUCUCCAAGAUGGUUGGCUAAGCGUGGUGAAGAUGACAAGGCUCUUGCUAACCUUGCUUACAUGAGAGGAUUGGAUGUUGGAAGCCCUGAAGUUCAAGCUGAAUACCAAGAAAUUUACCAAGCUCUUCUUCACGAGACUGAAGUUACUGGAGGUGUUACUUGGAAGGAGAUGUUCCUUCCAGGAAACCGCAAGCGUGCUAUCAUUGGUUUCUCUUUAAUGGCUGCUCAACAAUUCAGUGGUACUAAUGCCAUCGGUUACUAUGCCCCACAAAUUUUCGAAGCUGUUGGUAUCUCUAGUACUUCAACUGGUCUUUUCGCUACUGGUCUCUAUGGUGUUGUCAAGAUGGUCAUGACUAUGGCUCUUUGUCUGUUCGCUAUUGAGAGAUUCGGUCGUAGAAUGUGUCUUCUCGUGGGUGGUUUCUUCAUGGGUCUUUUCAUGCUUAUUAUUGGUGUCUUGCUCAAGACUCACCCUCCUAAUCCCGAUUCUGCUGUCUUGUCAUCUGCUUCUUAUGCCAUGGUUGUCUUCAUUUACCUCUAUGUUACUGCUUACUGCUUUAGUUGGGGCCCAGUUCCAUGGAUCUAUGCUUCUGAGAUAUUCCCCAACCGUAUCAGAGAGUACUGCGUUGCCCUUUGUGCUUCAUCUCAAUGGUUGUUCAACUUUGUUGUUACCCAAUUCUCUCCUUAUGCUUUGAAGUCUCUUGGAUGGGGUAUUUUCAUGCUCUUCAUGGGAUUCAACUUCCUUAACUGCAUUGGUGUUUGGUUCCUUCCUGAGACUACCGGUCUUGCUCUUGAGGAGAUGGACACUUUGUUUGGUGCUCCAACUGCUAUUGACAAUGCCAAGGUUCGUGAGAGUGCUGUUCAAAACGCUUAUGAUGCUAAGCAAGAUGUUGAGUUUGUCGAGGAUGCUGAGCAAGGCGGUUCUCGCGUUUAA
Sugiyamaella lignohabitans is the source of this 1575-nucleotide messenger RNA. RefSeq names its product Snf3p (gene SNF3). Gene Ontology annotation, molecular function: carbohydrate:proton symporter activity. Lineage: Eukaryota; Fungi; Ascomycota; Dipodascomycetes; Dipodascales; Trichomonascaceae. Gene Ontology annotation, cellular component: membrane. Bases 1 to 1575 code for a protein of 524 amino acids. The record is from RefSeq and is a predicted model, not a curated record. The transcript has a single exon. Gene Ontology annotation, biological process: carbohydrate transport; transmembrane transport.